This is a messenger RNA of Ooceraea biroi (clonal raider ant), 1030 nucleotides long. RefSeq names its product tail-anchored protein insertion receptor WRB. Gene Ontology annotation, molecular function: protein-membrane adaptor activity. Gene Ontology annotation, cellular component: GET complex. NCBI's taxonomy places the organism in Eukaryota, Metazoa, Arthropoda, Insecta, Hymenoptera, Formicidae. The record is from RefSeq and is a predicted model, not a curated record. Gene Ontology annotation, biological process: tail-anchored membrane protein insertion into ER membrane.
UACAUCGUGACUAGCUUGAAUCGACAACCGGUACUGCAGUUGCAUCAAAUAAAUGUCAACAUUUGUGUGAAUUUAGGUUAUUAAAUAUUGUCCAACAUGAAUUUACUCGUGCUGUCCACUCUGAGCUGCAUCUUGGACAAUGUGACACCGUUUUUAAUUCAAUAUAUUUCACGGUAUGUUUAUACGCGCAAAAGAUACGACGUCGAAUUAUGGGUUGAACUGAAAAAAUUGAAAGAUGAAAUGUCAAAGCUCUCCAUAGUAGACGAGUUUGCCAAGUAUGCCAAGCUUCAACGCAAACGCAAUCAAUUAGAGAGUAUUUUAAAUGAGAACAGAAAUCAACGGCAGAGCUGGUUAAUGAAACAGCAGUUAUUGUUAACUUAUGGUUUUCGCAUAUUGAACGGUACAUUAAUUUUGUUGCUGUUGUACAUGUACAAGAGAGAACCUGUAAUUAUUUUGUCGGAGGGUGUACUAUGGCCAAUUGAAAAAUUUCUAAGUUGGCCUUGCCAGCAUGAAAAUGCUAUUUCUUUACUAGCGUGGCUCAUGAUCGUCCGAUUAGGGAUAUCUGCGUGCAAGAAACUUCACGCGCCUAAAAUUGUCUCCUAAUGUUUCCUCACCAUUUGAAAGUACCCGGAACGUGUUCAUCUGAUAAUAAUAAACAGAUAAUAGAUAGAUUUUAUUACUUUAUGAUAAGAGAAAUGAGUUACGUUAAGGAUACAUAAAUUUCCAACGUAAAAUUGAUAUUUUGCAUUUGUGUUCAUUUAUAUUCACUUUUCUUAUUGUUAUAUAAUAAUACGCGUAUGUAUAUUAUUAUUUAUACCUGUAUUUAUAUUAUUUAUUAUAUAAGUCAGUGCGCGACAUUCACUGGUUGAACGGUAAUCCAGAAAUGUCGCAAAGCCGAUUUGGCGAUAAUUUUAUUGUUUCAAAGUAUAGAUCGAUUUUUCGAAUAAUCGAAUAUGUAUGUAUCGAAAAAGUGAUGUAUAUAAAAUAAUCGAGAAAUAUCAAAAUAUAGAAAUAUUUUGACAAGCGAAAA